AUGCCUGAGAUUGCGGAGAUCGCUCGAGUGGUGCACUACCUGCGGUUGCACUUGGUUGGGAAGAAAAUCAAGACCGCCACUGCGGUAGAGGAUAACAAUGUUUUUGGCAAAGUCGGAACGACGGGAGCGGAGGUCUCCAGGGCACUCACCGGAAAGAAAGUUCUAUCAGCGGGGACACAAGGCAAAUACUUCUGGCUUGUUCUCGAUCAGCCGCCUCAUCCUGUGAUGCAUUUUGGAAUGACAGGCUGGAUCCACAUCAAAGGGGAUCGAACCGCAUAUACCAACUAUUACAAGAAGAUGAAGCCGGAAGAAAUGGAUCUCUGGCCCCCGAAAUACUGGAAGUUCCACCUGAUAACCGAGAACCCGGCAGUUGAGGUUGCCUUCACAGAUCCCCGCCGCUUUGGCCGUGUGCGCCUCGUGGAUUGCCCGGGCGAGAGCAUCAGGAAGUUCUCCCCGCUCGUAGAAAACGGCACUGACCCGGUCGUUGACACCGACGUUUUCACUGAGGACUACCUCCGAGAAAAGAUGCGCUCGCGCCAUGUUCCAAUCAAGGCGCUCAUUCUUGACCAGACCAUCAUCAGCGGGAUCGGCAACUGGGUAGGCGACGAGGUCCUCUACCAGGCGAAGCUGCAUCCAGAACAAUACUGCGAUGACUUUAGCGAUGAGCAGAUAACAAGGCUCUACAAAUCCAUUCGUCAUGUCUGUCAAUUUGCCGUCGACAAGCUCGGGGAUUCUGACCAAUUUCCCGAGGACUGGCUGUUCCACUACCGAUGGGAAAAAGGUCAGAAGGGGGGAGUGGGCCAUUUGCCCAGCGGCGAGAAGCUGGCCUUUCUCACAGUAGGGGGGAGGACAAGCUGCUAUGUGCCGGAGAUACAAAAGAAGAGUGGUCGCAUUGUUCCCGGCGUCAAGGAGGAACCCAUCGAGUCUGACCUGGAGAAGGAAAAACCCAAGAAAGUUGUUAGGGCAAAGGACGCAAUUGCAGAGGACGCUAUGCCGAAAAGCAAAAAGAGGAAGGCAGAAAAGGACGAGAUACCAGCAAAAAGGAGCAGAGCUACCCCCAAGAAGUCUGCGACGAGCGAAUCGCAGGCCACUAAGGGGGAAGUUGCGGAAAGGAUAGGCAGCAAUGUCGAGCACGGCAGGCGGCGGUCAAGCAGGCUGCAAAGGAAAACCGCGUGAAUGGCAUGGACUUGGCCGGGGCUGCUCAUACAUACUCUUCUCGGUUCUCGUUCUUCACUUGCGGUACGUGGCAUUUAUAUGCCGCACUGAUCUGGUUGCGCUCCCUGUCUACGUCCUCCCGUCCCAGAUCCAACAGCUCGGAAUGGCAGGCGUGUAUUUGUACCUUACUUGGAUCUGUCCUCGGAUAUACACAUGAUGUACUCCGUGCUUGUGGCCGGGGCAACAGCCAGUGCAUUCACUAAGCUUAAUGGGCACAAAGCUCGGUAUUAGACCCUGAGAGGAAACGUGUCGCGUCGAAAAGGAUCAUCAAAUAACAGCUGGUGUUGAGAGUUCUAGACCACCUUGUUUCCUAUGUGGGCAGCUAGCUCAACACCGGUGCCCAAUUGAAGCCCGGUCUAGACCUUCCCG
This is a messenger RNA of Thermothelomyces thermophilus ATCC 42464, 1584 nucleotides long. RefSeq lists its product as uncharacterized. Gene Ontology annotation, cellular component: nucleus. NCBI's taxonomy places the organism in Eukaryota, Fungi, Ascomycota, Sordariomycetes, Sordariales, Chaetomiaceae. Bases 1 to 1176 code for a protein of 391 amino acids. Gene Ontology annotation, molecular function: zinc ion binding; DNA-(apurinic or apyrimidinic site) endonuclease activity; damaged DNA binding. The transcript has 4 exons. Gene Ontology annotation, biological process: base-excision repair. The record is from RefSeq and is a predicted model, not a curated record.